This is a messenger RNA of Drosophila eugracilis, 2014 nucleotides long. It is a transcript of the gene TTLL1B, whose product is annotated as probable tubulin polyglutamylase TTLL1. Gene Ontology annotation, molecular function: tubulin-glutamic acid ligase activity; tubulin binding. Gene Ontology annotation, biological process: protein polyglutamylation; microtubule cytoskeleton organization. The coding region runs from base 409 to 1866 and encodes 485 amino acids. Gene Ontology annotation, cellular component: cilium. The record is from RefSeq and is a predicted model, not a curated record. NCBI's taxonomy places the organism in Eukaryota, Metazoa, Arthropoda, Insecta, Diptera, Drosophilidae. The transcript has a single exon.
UGGCGUUUAUUUUCCAACAGUUUUCUACCCGAGUUUAACGGCCACUCUCAAACACACACACACACAUACUGUUCGCUGUUAAAAAAUAGACGGAACAAAAAGUUCAAGAGGAAAAAUUCAAGUGCACAUAAUUUGGCCAUCGCACAGUGCACAGAUUUUGUGAGGGGGAAAUUUUUGGCAUUUUUGCAGCUUAACUUGCUAAACUAUUUGAAAAUUUUGGUGCAAUGUUUUUCGCCUCUCUUACUUAAAUAGAAAGAAAAAAAUAUACAGUUAGAUAUAGGAAAAACAAAAGGAAACGCCGCCUGGCAACGCCUAUCCUCCUCCCCAUAUAAUCACAAAAAGGGUUGUGAAUAAAUUUCGGCCUUGUUGGUUCAAUAAAGUUGGAAAGAAAAAAGAAACGUUGGCAACAUGGCCGUUGUUUGGGACGUGAGCCAAUGGACGCAGGCGUGGCGGAUUGACAGUCUUCAGCCAACGGUCCGCUCGAGCGGUACAACAACUACGAGCGGUAUAACUACCAGCAUGUACGGUCGCCAAGCUGGCGGUGUCAAUCAAUCGGUUGCGAAUGGCACCUCGAAUAGUGGAGGAAAUAGUGGUGGCGGAGGUGCCCAGGGACAUGAUAAACUGAAAAUUGGUUUUUGCACGGAUCUGGAUAAAUCGGUUUUGGUCAACAAUUUCGAGAAACGCGGCUGGCAUCAGGUGAAUGGCGAUGAUGAUUGGCAUUUCUACUGGGCCGGUGUGCAAACCUGCCGGAAUAUAUUCAGUGUGGAUAGUGGUUAUAGGAUGCAUGACAACCAGAUGAUCAAUCAUUUUCCCAAUCACUAUGAACUGUCUCGCAAGGAUUUGCUGGUCAAGAACAUCAAACGCUAUCGCAAAGACCUCGAAAGGGAUGGCAAUCCUCUAGCAGAGAAAACGGAAUCAAAUAAUUCCAGUGGCACUAGAUAUUUGUAUCUGGAUUUUGUGCCCACAACAUUUGUCCUACCAGCAGAUUAUAAUAUGUUCGUUGAGGAAUAUCGCAAGUUUCCACUGAGUACUUGGAUUAUGAAACCCUGUGGAAAAUCCCAAGGAGCGGGCAUCUUUUUAAUCAACAAAUUAUCCAAACUGAAGAAGUGGUCGAGGGAGGCCAAGGGUCCUUUUCACCCCCAAAUAGCAAAGGAGUCGUAUGUGAUUUCCAGAUAUAUUGACAAUCCCCUGCUGAUUGGUGGUAAAAAAUUUGAUCUACGCCUUUACGUCCUCGUGGCUUCCUUUCGACCCUUGAAAGCUUACCUAUUUAAGCAGGGUUUCUGCCGUUUUUGUACUGUCAAAUACGAUACUAGUGUUACGGAAUUGGAUAAUAUGUACGUUCAUCUCACCAAUGUGAGUGUGCAGAAACAUGGUGGCGAGUAUAACACCCUCCACGGUGGCAAGUGGUCUGUUCAAAAUCUGGCUUUAUACCUAGAAGGAACCAGGGGAAAAGAGGUCACAGAUCGUCUGUUUGGAGCUAUAUCCUGGCUAAUAGUGCACUCCCUACGGGCUGUGGCUCCUGUAAUGGCCAGUGAUAGGCAUUGUUUCGAAUGUUAUGGCUAUGAUAUCAUCAUAGACAAUGCCUUGAAACCUUGGCUUGUGGAGGUCAAUGCCUCACCUUCGCUAACUUCAACCACUGUCAACGAUAGGAUCCUGAAAUACAAGCUGAUUGAUAAUAUUCUAUCUGUGGUUCUACCCCCUGACGGAGUUCCUGAUGUCCGUUGGAAUAAAGUUCCCAGUGCCGAUGCUUUGGGCAACUUUGAGCUGCUCAUCGACGAGGAGUUGGCCGCCCAGGAUGAACAACACCAGAACAGCAGCAAUAAUGCCCAUAAUAAAACCUCUAAGAUGGGCAGCCGAUGGAAGUGACGAAAGUAGAUUUGGGGAAGGGAACCUUGGGAUCUUUCUUAGUGAUUAGAAUUAGUUUUAUCAGAACAAUUAAUUUUAUCUAAAAAAGAAUGUAAAAACAGAAUUUCAAGUGGCUUGACCAGCGAAAAUAAAUGAAAAACGAAAAGUA